Molecule: messenger RNA, 4593 nt
Organism: Gallus gallus (chicken)
Lineage: Eukaryota; Metazoa; Chordata; Aves; Galliformes; Phasianidae
Gene: RAPGEF3
Product: Rap guanine nucleotide exchange factor 3
Exons: 27
Coding region: 1617-4391 (924 amino acids)
Biological process (GO): Ras protein signal transduction; positive regulation of GTPase activity
Cellular component (GO): plasma membrane
Molecular function (GO): guanyl-nucleotide exchange factor activity
Source: RefSeq, a predicted model, not a curated record
GGCCCCCUCCCCCUCUCUGUUUGGCCUCCUGGUGCUUGGGGACACCCCGUGGCCGUUUGUGGGGAAGGGGACAGGAGGGGCUUUUUGCCCGGUGUUUGCAGGUAGGGUGCUGGGGCAGGGAGUAGGAAGGAGGGUUGGGUUGGCUGUGCUUUGGGGACGCCGCAUCCCUUCUCCCCAUUGCUGCAGCUCCGGCUCCGCGUCACUCCCCAACACCUCUCCAGGGGUCUCCCUGGCACUGAAUGUCUCCCAGCUCAGUGGGGUGACACCAAUCACCGUCCCCAGUGGCUGCACCCACCCCAUCUGUGCCACCGUCACUCCAUGUGUGACACACUCAUUGUCACCCCAUGGUCUCCCCAUGUCUGCCACCAUCACCUCAUGUGUGCCACUAUCAACCCCAUGUGUGCCAUGGUCAUCGUCACCCUAUGUGUCCCAUGAUCACCCCAUGUUUGCCACCAUCACCCCAUGUGUGCUACGGUCAUUGUCACCGCAUGUGUGCCACAGUCACUCCUUGUGUGCCACCAUCACCUCAUGUGUGCCACAGUCAUUGUCACCCCAUGUGUGCCACUGUCACCCCGUAUGUGCCACAGUCAUUGUUACCCCAUGUGUGCCACAGUCACUCCUUGUGUGCCACCAUCAUCCCAUGUGUGCCACGGUCAUUGUCACCCCAUGUGUGCCAUCAGUGCACCGAGGGGACGGACCCCUCCCCAUGGGGGUCCUGAGGAUAAUUGAGCCCCUGGCGCGGUGCCUCUCCUUCAGAGCCUGCGGAUGGGCGAGGACUUUCUCCGGAGCCGUAAAACCCAAAAUAGCUCCUUGUUGUUUUUUCCCCGGGAUCCCAAACAAAGCGCAAUGCUCACUGCUGGCCUUGGCCGCUCGCCCGCGGCUGCCGGAUUUCUGGAGCCCGCCAGGAUCCCUCCUGUCCCGUAAGCAGGAAGAUGGAAACAGGAGACUCCUUCAGAAGCGCUUUGGAGACGGCGGCUGCGGGGCUGCAGCCACUGGGGGGCUGGGAAGGGUUGUGGGGGGGGGGGAUAUCCUGAAUAUCCUGAAGGCCGGACCUGGGAACCGCGGGGUGCUGCGUGGGAAGGGGUUUUGGGGGGCUGGUGGGGAGAAACCUCAGCGAGCAGCUGUCCUUGGGCAGGGAAGGGCUCCUCGGUCUCCUUCGCCGUCCUUGCUCGGAGCAGCACCGUGGCGCAUCUUGGCUCUCUGCCCCAAGGACGGUGCGGGGUUACGGGGUGACGGCGGAGGCGGCUCUGCCUGGGGACGGGCGCAGCGGGUGGCAUCGCCCUGCGGGUCCCGCAGCUCCGGCCUCAGCCCGGCUUCGGCUUUGCAAACAUUUGCUCGACGAAUGCCGGUGCGUUUCCUGCUCGGCGGGGCGUCACGCGGCACGGGGAAAGUUUGCAGAGUGAGUAAAGAGGCGGCGGCCCCGCGGCGGUGACUGCGGGAGGCUGCGGAUGUGGCCGGAGAGCGCUGCGCUCCUGAGCCCUUUUACUUCUGCCCCUUCCUGAGCCUCUCCUAAAGGGCUGCCGUGAGCCCAGGGAGGAGGAGGACGAGGAGGAGGAUGAGGAGGAGGAAGGCUUUGGGGUGCAGGAAGGGCUGCAGGGGAUGGAGCAGCCUGAGCCAUGCAGAGCACCCAGCGGUGGGCGCCCACCUCCGGCACCUGUCUGCACCCGGCGGUGCCAGCAGGUUUGGGGUCCCUUCAGCUCCCUGCAAAGCGGUUUUAUUUUGCAUCAAAUUCAUUUGUAGAGGGGGAUUCUGCAGCUCCUCCGCCUCAGAUUCCUGCGCUGAGACUUUCAGCUGCUCUGUGCCUCUCAAUGGGAUUGCUCAAACCAUCCUUACCAGCUCGGACCCCGCUUUUGGAUGCUGAAUCCUCCCUGGACUAUGGACACAGCCUUACCCAGGCAUCCUCGGAGAAGAUCUGGAGAGCUGGAAAGCUCCUCUUCACCUACCUCACCAGCACCAGCCCCAGCCUCAUCCGGGACCACAAGCAUCACCUGCGGCACCACAGGAGGUGCUGCUCCGGGAAGGAGCUGGUGGACUGGAUGCUGAAUGCAGAGCUGGGCAUCCAGACGCGAAGCCAAGCCAUCGGCGUGGGGCAGGUGCUGGUGGACGGCGGGGUCCUGACGCACGUGAAACAGGAGUGGCAUUUCCAGGACAAGGACACCCAGUUCUAUCGCUUUGCUGAGUUGGAGCUGAGCCCUGAGCCCCGCGUGGGGCUGCGGGAUGCGGAGGAGCUGCUGGAGGCGGUGACCUUCCUGGCACAGCUGGGGCCCGAUGCGCUGCUCACCAUGGCCCUGCGCAAACCGCCUGCUCAGCGCACAGAGGACGAGCUGGAGCUCAUCUUUGAGGAGCUGCUCCACAUUAAAGCCGUGGCUCACCUCUCCAACUCGGUGAAACGGGAGCUGGCAUCUGUGCUGAUGUUCGAGUCGCACCAGCGAGCCGGCACCGUGUUGUUCAGCCAAGGGGAUAAAGGCACCUCGUGGUACAUCGUCUGGAAGGGUUCGGUGAAUGUGGUCACCCACGGCAAGGGCUUGGUGGCCACAUUGCAUGAAGGGGACGACUUUGGGCAGCUGGCACUGGUGAACGAUGCUCCCCGAGCAGCCAGCAUCAUCCUGAGGGAGGACAACUGCCACUUCCUGCGGGUGGACAAGCAGGACUUCAACCGCAUCCUCAAGGACGUGGAAGCCAACACCAUGCGCCUGAAGGAGCACGGGAAGGUGGUGCUGGUGCUGCAGAAGAACCUGCAGGGAGGCAGCAGCCAGCCGGCCGCCACGCGGAGCAGCAGGUACCUGGUGAUGGCCGGGACGCCAGAGAAGAUCCUGGAGCACCUGCUGGAGUUCAUGAGGCUCGAUGCCACGCUCUACGACCCCGUGGACACACUCCUAGGGGAUUUCCUGCUGACCUACACUGUGUUCAUGCCGACCUCGCAGCUCUGCAGGGCUCUGCUGCAUCAUUUCCGUGCGGAGCCGCUGGAUGGCUCAGAGCAGGAGAAAGCCACCUACUGCCUGCACAAGCGCCGCAAGAUCCUGCGCCUGGUGAGCCAGUGGGUGCUGCUCUAUGGGAGGCUGCUGCAGGGCGACCGCAGCACCACGGCUCUGCUGCAGAGCCUCGCCGACCUGGCGAGCCAGGACCCUCGGCUGGGGGCCAUGGUGCAGGAGCAGGAGCGGCGGCGGCCCCGAGCGAUGGAGAACGGGGACGGCAGCAUUUCUCCCCAGCCCAAGUCUCGGAGCUCCAUGAGCUGGCUCUCCAGCCAAGACGAGGCGGCUUUGAGCAGCAGCUGUGCCUUAAGAGCCCACGAUAAAGUGCCCUACGAGGUCUACAGAGCCGACCAUUCGUGCCUGGUGACGGUGCUGCCCGUCAACGCGUCGGUGAGGGAUGUGCUGCAGUCCCUCACCCCACAGCUGGGCUGGGAUGGAGAGCACCUCCUGGUGAAGGUGAAUUCAGCCGGAGAUAAAGUGGGGCUGCAGCUGGACGCCGUGGGGGUGUUCACCUCGCUGGGCCUCAACGAGCGGCUCUUUGCUGUCAGCAUGGAGGAGCUGGGAGGUUUGACCCCCCACCCUGAGCAGCUGGGCCCCCACGUUGGCUCCUCGGACACGUUGGAUCUCAUCAGCUCCAAGGACCUGGCCAGCCACCUCACCGACCACGACUGGAACCUCUUCAAGAGCAUCCACCAGGUGGAGAUGAUCCACUACAUCAUGGGGCCACAGAAGUUCCACGAGGUGACGACGGCCAACCUGGAGCGAAUGAUGCGGCGUUUCAAUGAGCUGCAGUACUGGGUGGCCACCGAGCUGUGCCUCUGCCCCGAGCUGGGCAGGAGAGCCCAACUGCUGCGCAAGUUCAUCAAGCUGGCUGCACACCUCAAGGAGCAGAAGAAUCUGAAUUCCUUCUUCGCGGUGAUGUUUGGUGUGAGCAACACAGCCGUGAGCCGCCUUGCCAAGACCUGGGAGAGGCUGCCCCACAAGAUCCGUAAGCUGCACGCGGCGCUGGAGCGGAUGCUGGACCCAUCAUGGAACCACCGGGUUUAUCGUCUGGCCGUCGCCAAGCUGAGCCCCCCCAUCAUCCCCUUCGUCCCCCUCCUCCUUAAAGACAUGACCUUCAUCCACGAAGGCAACCGCACGCUGGCUGAGAACCUCAUCAACUUUGAGAAGAUGCACAUGAUGGCGAAGACGGUGCGCAUCCUGCAGCGCUGCCGGGGCCAGGCACACGCUCCGCUGUCCCCGCUGCGGAAUCGCUCCCCACACCGACCAGAGGAUGCCAGGGCCAUCAGGAUCAGCACAUGCUCGGAGCAGUCGCUGAGCGUGCGGAGCCCCGUCUCCACCUGGGCAUAUCUGCAGCACCUGAGAGCCAUCGACAGCCAGAAGGAGCUGCUGCGGCUCUCCCGUGAUCUGGAGUCCUGAUGGGCAGCAGGGAAAGGGAGCGAGGACGCAGCGGGGCCGUGGCACUGCGUGUGCUGAUGGCACAGCAGCCCCGUGGCUCUGCUAUGGGAGCCGGACUCGGCCGUGCAGUCGGGAGCCCACGGGGGCUGUGGGAAGGUGAGGCCACAGACAGCAGGGUCUGCAGCCCCCACGCAGUGAGCAAUAGAGGUAUUUUUGUAUGCGA